Molecule: messenger RNA, 3526 nt
Organism: Polyodon spathula (Mississippi paddlefish)
Lineage: Eukaryota; Metazoa; Chordata; Actinopteri; Acipenseriformes; Polyodontidae
Exons: 4
Coding region: 484-1590 (368 amino acids)
Biological process (GO): negative regulation of DNA-templated transcription; negative regulation of circadian rhythm
Cellular component (GO): nucleus
Source: RefSeq, a predicted model, not a curated record
AGUCACUGACUGCGGGCUCCGCUCCAGUGGACGAUCCCAGUCAGAGACUGGUCUGUGAAUGGUUGAGUUGGGCUGGGAGGGUUCUCGGCUGCUCGCUGGACAGCGGCGGAGAGCAGCUUGCAAAGCCGUACACAAACAGCGCUCAGUGCUUCGUGAGGUGCAACCGGGCACAACAGAAAUGUCCCUUCGAGGACUGUCUCACAACUGGUGUCGCUCAAAAUGAUGAGGACGCCUCGUUGAAAGGAAUAAUGAACUCGAGAUGAGGUACUAUAUUUCGAUUUGAAACACACUUUGUAACCGGGGCCGUGAAGAAUUUGGAUGCUGUGCUGUACCUAACUAUUUAAACAAGGGGCAACAGAGCAGGGUCUGGUUGGACUGGUUUGAGCCCAGUGGCAGCGGGACGAUACCACAGGAGGAGCACCCACCCCCUACCCCCCUUGCAGUGCCAGCAAGACCGCCAAGGACAAGAGCAACAGCGCCACCAUGAGGGCAGGGCGCUGUGAGUCAGAGAAGGACUCGGGGUACUUUGACAGCAGCUCAGAGUACCUGCAGAUGGGCUCUGAGGACCACCACCCCUCCUCCUCCUUCUCCUCCAGCAGUGUGACUCACCGCUCAGGGGGCCUUACCCCCGUCUACAUUGUUAAAAACAUGGUCAUCAAACAGCCCCUGACAUUGCAGACCUACACUGGCCCCAUUCUCCACAGCCAGCUGGCAUGGGGCGGUCAGCCGAAUCUGACCACAGUGAGCGGUGAAGGGGCUGCCCAGGUCCUGUUCAUCCAGCAGUCCGGAGCCGGUGCCCAGCUGAAAAACCCCUGCAAGAAAAGGGACACCUACCUCCCCAUCCUCAACUCCUACCCCCGCAUCGCCCCGCACCCCAUGAAGAGCCCUGACCAGGAGGCAGGGAAACCGGGAAAGCAUGGAAACCUGGGGGGAGCGCACGCUGGGAAGAGCCAGAGCAAGAGAGUCUGUGUGGUGGACAGGAGGGAGUCGGUGCCCAAACUGCAGGAGAAGAUGGAGAGGAACCUCCAUCAACCUCCCCCACAGCCCCUCAUCCCUUCAGAGAGCCCCGACCUGUGCAGCCUCCUCUCCCCCUGCCCCACAGAGCUCCCUGUGUCCGGGCCUCCCUCAGUCUCCAGCUCCGAGACUUCGUAUUCAUCUGCCUCUUCUCUGCUGACCCACCCCAGGGAGUCCUGGAGGGAGUCCAAGGCAUUCAGGAAGCAGGCUUCAGACCUGGAGAAGCAGCAGCGCUUCCUCAACACAGUGGAGAUCCUGAGUCGCUCCAGCCUGCUGGGCAUCACCCUGAGGACCAAAGAGCUGAUCCGGCAGAACCACAGCACCCAGCGCCAGAUCCAGGAGCUGCGGGAGCACACCAGGCUGCUCUGCCUGGCCGCUCGCUGCAACCAGCCUCAAAACUGGGCCCGGCUGCAGGAAGCCAUGGUCAACUCGGGCUACAGCGAUCUCACGGGGGAGCUAGCCAGCACCACCGCCACUGCUGCUGCCUCCAGCCUACAGCCUCGGGGACCAGCCUGGGAGGGAGGGGACCCCCAGGCUGCCUGCCACUACCCUGCACAGCAACAAGCAGGCUCCUGAUCCCGAGAGGCUCAGCAGCUCCACUCAUGCCUCUCUGCCUUCCUGGUGAAUGUGCCCCCCGGGGCAGCCUCUCCUGGAGGAACGGUUAGGGGUGCUGCUCAAGCCUUCCUCUUAUUAGCACUUACAAAAAAUAGCACAGCCUCCUUUAUGAGGAUUGCUGACCAAGGCUUCAGAUUACAUUUGAGUAAACCGUACUUCCCAUACUUGGAAAUGAUUAGGUACCAAGAAGCAGCAGCAACUUUCAAGUCUGUUGUGUAUAUUUGAAAAAUCUUCAUUGGUCUUGGUUAGCUGCUAGUGCUACAAAGAGGUAAGAACAUGUAUUUCCAAGCCUUUGUGUGCACUACUUUGAAUGGGGCCGUGACAAUGUUGCAAGUGCUUAUAGGGUGUAAGAGGAUGGAUUUAAAAGCAUUGGUUAACGAAUGAAAAUAUAGCAAACCCAUUUGAUUUGCAUGUGCUUUUGUGUUGGAGUGGAGAGAUGAACAGGGGACCCUCUGCUCCAGACUCUCCGAAAGUGUACCGUCUGAGUCAGACUGUCAUCAACUCGGCACAGCCCAGUCCAGCAGCUUCUCACAUCUCACUACGCUGGGAACAUUCUUAAACAGGAGAUAGCAAGAUUGAAACUUGUUUGUAGGAAAAUAAAUAAUACAAAAAAAAGCAUCACAAACCAUUUAAUAGAUAAUGAUGUUCAAUUUGUAUACAUUGCUGUAACAGUCAAGUGCGUAAUAAUAAUCAUUAUUAUGAUUAUAAUUGAGGCUACAUUGACGUGUGCAUGGAAAAUAAUUCAUAAAUAAUGCAUAUGAAAAAGGUUUAGCCUAUAUGUGUACAACUGUAAAAAUACUAAAGCUAGUGACAACAUGUAUUGACAGAGUUUAAAACAUUUAGUAAAAUUCUGAAAGUUGAAUUGACUAGUUUCGGACACAGUCAUUUUGAAUUUCCAAGUAAUUCCCUGUAAUGUGUUUUAAGUCUGCAGAUAGCGGAGGCAUUGUGGUCUACUGGGUGUAGCUCAGAGCAGUGAAGUAGCUGAAAUUUCUAAGUAAUUUAGCUCAGUAUGCAGAAAAAGAGCAAACAGGCUCAUGACUCAUGGUUGACUCAGAGAUGACAAUCUUUCAAGUAAUCGUAAGAAAAUACGUUGCAAACCAUGCUGGAUUCAUCAGAUAUGUCAGUAACCAGGGCUUCAUUUGUUAACAGAAAGGUGAUAUAUCUUCUCAUUAGCGAAGAGGGAUAUCAUUUUUGGUUUGAGAUCUACUGACCUUGAUUCAGAGCAGCUCCUGUAAAGGGUUCAUUCUCUUCUGCAUGUUUAUUUAAUGCCUUCUUGUUGGUGUUGGUAACUGCACUGACAUCUGCGUUACCCUAAUUUGAUUAGGGGUCGCAAAAAAACAUUUUUUUACUCAUAGAUUUUGCAUGCGUUUUUUCACUGUACAUGGUAUGUCAUUUUUUUUUCUUCCCCACGUGAUUCAUCUUUUGCAAACUGCAUACAUCUCGCCUGUCUGAUAAAAAGUCAGAUCUGGGAUCUGAUCCAAUCUGGCACUAAAUAACCCCUUCAUUGAUGUAUGCUUGAAAACACAGUGAAAAAACAAAGCAUCUUCUACUAGAUUGUAAAUAUAUAGAAGCACAUAGAAAUCCAUUACAGGGGUGCUACUGCUUAGUGCAGGGCAAGUAAUGCAUAUUAUUAACCCAGCAGCCGCUAGGAGGAAAUCUGGUAAGUCCAAUACUGAGGGGUUUGAAAGGCAUGGUGAUAAGCCCCUAUUAAUGAUUUUACACAUGUUAGAAGUUACUGGUACACUCAAGCUGUAGACGUAAUCCAAAAAGGGAUUAAAAUAGCACAAACCCCACUGUAUAGAUCUGAUCCCUUCUAACAUUGUGAAUAAUAAUCUAUAUGUAGUGCCUUUCAUAAUGGACCACCAUCACAAAGCACUUUACAAGAUAUGAGCCUAGG